UUUGUCGUCAGAGCAGCCCCAGCCUCCCUCCUGCACACUUCUCCUCUGCUCUGCACCAGAAACGAGCACUCUCAUCUUUCCUUCUUUUUUUUCCUACCCUCGCUCUCUCUGUUCUGAUAGUGCGUGAGCUCAGAAUGAGGUUAGCAGCACCAACAGCACCAGCAGCAGAUAGAGACAGCAGAGGCACACUUACUGCAGCAGCCAGGGGAGGCUGUCCUUCAGCCGUGCACUUUCUACCGCUGCAUUCACUCCUGCCCUAAGAAGGCAACACUCAUUCCUGUGCUCUCUCUCAGCCGGCUCCUUUCCUCCUCUCCAAAUUCAUCUUCUGAAUUUGUCUCCCCAUCUCUCUCUCUCUCUCUCUUUCUGUGUAGCGGUGAUGGAGAAGACCACCAUGUAGAGACGGAGAAGCAGAGGAGGCAAGAGCAGAAUUGCAGCAAUGGGAAGCCACACAUGGAGUGGGUCUGGACGGCAGCCGUGGUGAGCCUGAGACCAACAGGACUUGAAACCACCAUUAUUACCCUUCUCAGGACUUAACCACUGGGGCUGUCCAACGCUUACCUGGAUGCUCCCCACUUGUGAUUUAUCAUUCCCUCUUCUCUCCCUGCUCCAUCUUUCUUUUUUCUCGUCUUUUUGACUUAGCCUUUUUUUUCUUGUUUUUUUUUUCAUCGCUGAAAUUUUUUGCUAUUGAAACAAAAGCAACUCAUCACUUUGUUCCCUUAGGAUUUUUUUGCCCAUUUUUUUUUCUUUGUCUGCCUACUUCAACCCUUUAGGGUGUUUUCUUCCCUUCCUUUUUUUUUUGAUAAUUACUGGCUUUUUAAAAUCCUGUUUUGGAGAUUUUUUUGGAUGGGACUUAGCUCUGCUGUGCAAUCUUUUUAUUCUACAAGCAAUAACAAAUAUCAGUCUGACUGACUCAACUAGUUUGAAAUCAUGGGGGACAUGUCCAAUAGCGAUUUUUAUGCCAAGAACCAAAGAAACGAGGGCAACCAUGCAGCAGACUUUGGCUGCUCGGUCAUGGAUCUGCGCUCGUUGAUGGAACUGCGUGGCACAGAGGGGGUGGUCAAGCUCCAAGAAGAUUAUGGGGGAGUAGAAGGACUGUGCAAACGACUCAAAACCUCACCCACUGAAGGUCUUCUAGGUGUCCAAGCUGAUCUGGACAAGAGAAAAGAAAUAUUUGGUAAAAACCUCAUACCUCCCAAAAAGCCAAAAACCUUCCUCCAACUGGUAUGGGAAGCCCUGCAGGAUGUCACUCUUAUCAUUUUGGAGCUUGCUGCCCUAAUCUCCCUGGGCCUUUCCUUCUAUCACCCCCCUGGGGAGAGCGGCGGAGAAAUGUGUGGAUCAGCUGCAGGAGGAGUGGAGGAUGAAGGAGAAGCAGAUGCUGGAUGGAUUGAGGGUGCCGCCAUUCUGUUAUCCGUUGUGUGUGUGGUCAUCGUAACAGCCUUCAAUGACUGGUCUAAAGAGAAACAGUUCCGGGGACUACAGAGCCGCAUUGAGCAGGAGCAGAAAUUCCAGGUUGUCCGUGGCAGCCAGGUCAUACAGUUGCCCGUAGCUGACAUAUUGGUGGGGGACAUUGCACAAAUCAAAUACGGUGAUCUUCUUCCAGCUGAUGGAGUGUUGAUCCAGGGUAAUGACCUGAAGAUUGAUGAGUCAUCACUGACCGGAGAGUCUGAUCACGUCAAAAAAGCUGCAGACAAAGACCCCAUGCUGUUGUCUGGAACCCAUGUGAUGGAGGGCUCGGGUCGCAUGGUGGUGACUGCUGUUGGUGUCAACUCUCAGACUGGAAUCAUCUUCACCUUACUGGGAGCUGGUGUGGAAGAAGAGGAGAAGAAAGAGAAGAAAGGAGGGGCAGUGGAAGACGGACACCAGAACACAGACUGCUCCCAUCCCCCUAUCCAUCCCAUUGCAACUAUAACCACGGAUGGGGCUGCGGGCAUUAAUGCCACAGGCAGUGCCAACUUAAUUAAUGGUAAAAUGCAAGAUGGCAAUAUGGAGAGCAACCAGAUUAAAGUGAAGAAGCAGGAUGGAGCAGCUGCCAUGGAAAUGCAGCCUCUGAAGAGUGCUGAAGGUGGAGAGGCCGAUGAGAAGGAGAAAAAGAAAGUAUCAGCUCCAAAGAAAGAGAAGUCUGUGCUGCAAGGGAAGCUGACCAAGCUGGCUGUCCAGAUUGGCUAUGCAGGAUUGGUCAUGUCUUCUAUUACUGUCACCAUCUUGGUCCUGUAUUUUUCCAUUGACAACUUUGUGAUGAAGAAGCGCCCAUGGAUGGCAGAGUGCACUCCUAUCUACGUUCAGUAUUUUGUCAAAUUCUUCAUUAUUGGUGUGACUGUGCUGGUGGUGGCAGUGCCAGAGGGGCUGCCUCUGGCUGUCACUAUCUCCCUGGCAUAUUCAGUCAAGAAAAUGAUGAAAGACAAUAACCUUGUGCGUCACCUGGAUGCAUGUGAAACGAUGGGCAACGCCACAGCCAUCUGCUCUGACAAGACAGGCACACUGACCACCAACCGUAUGACAGCUGUGCAGUGUUACAUUGGAGAUGUGCACUACAAAAAAAUCCCAGACCCAGGAGUGUUGCCACCCAAAUCACUGGAUUUAUUGAUCAAUGCCAUUGCAAUCAACAGCGCCUACACAACAAAGAUUCUGCCUCCAGAUAAGGAAGGUGGUCUGCCAAAGCAAGUGGGCAACAAGACAGAGUGUGGUCUGCUAGGUUUGAUCUUGGAAUUGAAACGUGAUUACCAGCCAAUUAGAAACCAGAUCCCAGAAGAAAAGCUUUAUAAAGUCUACACCUUCAACUCAGUUCGGAAGUCUAUGAGUACUGUCAUCAAACUUCCUGAUGGGAGCUUCCGCAUGUACAGCAAAGGAGCCUCUGAAAUUGUACUUAAAAAAUGCAGCCACAUCCUCAACGAAGUGGGUGAGCUGAGGGUUUUCCGUCCAAGAGACAAAGAUGAAAUGGUGAAGAAGGUGAUCGAACCCAUGGCAUGUGAAGGCCUCAGAACCAUCUGUGUGGCCUACCGUGACUUUUCUAAUGAUCCUGAGCCCAACUGGGAUGAUGAAAACAACAUUCUCAAUGAUCUCACCGCUAUUUGUGUUGUGGGAAUUGAGGACCCUGUCAGACCAGAGGUGCCUGAUGCUAUUCAAAAGUGCCAGCGAGCAGGGAUCACAGUGCGAAUGGUGACAGGAGACAACAUAAACACAGCCAGGGCCAUAGCUAUCAAGUGUGGCAUCAUCCAUCCAGGAGAAGACUUCCUCUGCAUCGAUGGCAAGGAGUUCAACAGGAGGAUCCGUAAUGAGAAAGGAGAGGUAGAACAAGAACGCAUUGACAAAGUAUGGCCCAAACUCAGAGUUCUGGCCAGAUCCUCCCCAACUGAUAAGCAUACACUUGUGAAAGGCAUUAUUGACAGCACUAUGGCAGACCAGAGGCAAGUGGUUGCAGUAACAGGCGAUGGGACAAAUGACGGACCUGCUCUCAAAAAAGCAGAUGUUGGGUUUGCUAUGGGUAUAGCUGGUACAGAUGUGGCCAAGGAGGCAUCAGACAUUAUCCUCACUGAUGACAACUUCAGCAGCAUCGUGAAGGCUGUUAUGUGGGGAAGAAAUGUCUACGACAGCAUUUCCAAAUUUCUUCAAUUCCAGCUCACUGUCAAUGUUGUGGCUGUCAUAGUAGCUUUCACUGGAGCCUGCAUUACACAGGAUUCCCCGUUGAAAGCAGUGCAGAUGUUGUGGGUAAAUUUGAUAAUGGAUACGUUUGCCUCUCUGGCCCUGGCAACAGAGCCUCCCAACGAGUCCCUGCUGAAGAGAAAGCCGUAUGGUCGCAACAAGCCUCUUAUCUCCAGCACUAUGACAAAAAACAUAUUAGGACAUGCAGUUUAUCAGCUCGUUAUUAUCUUCACGCUUCUAUUUGUUGGUGAGCAGAUUUUCGACAUCGACAGCGGGCGCGAUGCCCCUCUUCACUCUCCUCCUUCAGAACACUAUACCCUUAUAUUCAACACUUUUGUCAUGAUGCAGCUAUUUAAUGAGAUCAAUGCCCGCAAAAUACAUGGAGAGAGGAAUGUCUUUGAUGGAAUCUUUAGGAACCCCAUCUUCUGCUCCAUUGUUUUUGGCACAUUUGUAGUACAGAUUGUGAUUGUGCAAUUUGGAGGGAAGCCAUUCAGCUGUCAACCCCUGAACUUGGAGAAAUGGAUGUGGUGUGUUUUCCUUGGGCUUGGAGAACUUGUCUGGGGACAGGUGAUAGCUACCAUACCCAACCUCAAGCUGCGCUUCCUGCGGAGGGCAGGACAAUUGACCCAUAAGGAUGAGUUACCAGAAGAGGAUGUGAACGAAGAAAAUGAGGAAAUUGACCAUGCAGAGCGAGAGCUGAGGAGAGGACAAAUUUUGUGGUUUAGAGGACUCAAUCGCAUUCAGACACAGAUUGAAGUAGUCAACACCUUCAAGAGUGGCACCUCCUUUCAGGGGGCAGGGGCUCUGAGACGUCAGUCAUCCACCACCAGCCAGACCCAGGAUGUAACCAAUGUUUCUAGUCCUAGUCACGUGUCCUUGUCCAAUGCCCUUUCCUCUCCUACAAGCACUACUGCUGCUACUGCUCCUCCCACUACUGGCCAGUGCUAGGAGCGCAGGACUAAGGGUGAAACCCACGGCGUGACAUUUCAGAUUCGAGUUGUGAAUGCAUUCCGUAGUUCCCUCUACGAAGGCCUGGAAAAACCAGACUCAAAAACAUCAAUUCACAAUUUUAUGUCGCAUCCUGAGUUUAGAAUUGAUGACUCCACGCCCAGUAUCCCCCUCAUUGAUGACACGGACGAUGAUUCUGCCCGCAGAAGGAGGAAGUACUCCAGCCAGCCCUCGUCUCCAAACAAGAACAACAACGCCAUCGACAGCGGCAUCAAUCUCACCAUCGACAUCAGUAAAUCUGCCGCUUCCUCCAGCCCCGCCAGUCCUCUGCACAGCUUGGAGACCAGCCUCUAACCCUGAUCCCAAACUUAGCUCUGACCUCUGAAGUAAUUCCCCCAUGGUACAAGAGGACCUCUUCAUGCUCCUGCAGACUUUAAAGUGUGACCAUACACUUUCUAAAAUCCCUGUUCCCUAAAAUACCCCACACCACCAACACAGGGCAGCUCCUGUGGAAAAUCAUCCAUCCUGUAACUUUGAGCCCAUAGAACUCCCCAUCAUUUUUAAAAUUGAAAAGUUCUUAAUGAUAUUACAGGAUUAAAAGAAUAACAUACAAUCAAAAAAGCUUAAAGCCACAGAAUCUACACAGCCAUCCUGCUUUUGUGGUUGUAUGUGUAUGGUGGCAGCCGUGAUGGUGUGUCUGACUAUUUUCUUGUACUGGUAAGCAUGUACUGUAUAGGCGUGUUGCUGCUUGCUACACGUAUGUUUGAACUGUGUCUGCAGUGGCACAGGAGAGGACGAAGGAGAGGACGGAGACCACUGAGAAGUAAAAACCACAAAACAGAACAGACUUUAAACGCUCCUUAAACUCCUUCUCUUCAAUAAUAUUGUUAAUACAGAUACAGUAAUAGUUUAAAUUAAAUUACAACUGUUAUUAUUCUUAUUCUGAUUAUUAUUGUUAUUAUUCUUAUGGCUCCUGCAUGAAUGUACAUUACCCAAGUUUUAUUUGAAAGGGUUUUGAUUUUAAUGGAGUUGUUUCAUUCUGAUUGGAUGGCCUGAUGGGCCUUGCUAUGGACUGCAAAUUUAAAGACAGCUUCAAGUUCCUGGCCUGCAAAACUUCUGCUGUACGGCUUGAACAAUGUACCGGACUGUAAAAAUUACUUUUCAUCCAUAAAGAGAGAGAUGUGUGUUGAGGUGGUAGGGGCUUUACUUGCACAGUAGUUUUGCACCUAUUGGAAAAGAGGAAGGCAACUCAAUAAUAGGGAUGAUAGCAUUUAUGGGAUAUAUUCUAUUCAUAAAAAAUAUUUAGAGAGAGUUUAUCUUUGUUGGCAUGUUGCCUUGUUCCUGCUUCAAUGGCUCAAAUUACUUUGACUUAUUUAUGUCUUAAAAAGAAUGUAAUUGUUUACAACCUCAUAGAGAUCCUGGUUUCUUAAAGGAGACAGGCGAAGUUGGGGCUCAGAGUUAUGUUGGUGUGUUAUUACUGAAAACCUAUGUUCUGGAAAUUGCCUGCUAUAUUGUCAGAUACUGUAGAUAUUUUUAGACGAUUAACAACAAAAAGAAACCAAAAUAUAUUGGGAUGCAUAUGUCAUGUCAAAUCUUAGUACUACUCUAUGAUUGUUGGCAUCAAGUAGGAGCGCCACUGCCUUUAGUUUUUUCUUAAUUGAGGCCUCCUUUUUGUGACAGAGGAGGAUAUUUAUUUAUUUUUUCAUUCCUCCCUUCUUUAGCUUUUCAAUAUAUUAUUUUUUUUUGCUUCAGCAAGAAGUUCAUUGCUAGUGUGAGCGACUCCUAUUAGGACCUUUUUAUUUAACUGUCCUCCUGGAAGCCCUGCCUGUUUAAAGGACUUGAUGUUUAAAACAUAUGUAACCAUAAAAAGGUAUCAGCUGAGUCAUAGUAGAAAUUUGAAAAGUUCUAUUUGGAUUACCACAAGGAAAUAAGACAAUUUUAUUUUAAAAUUAUUAAUAUAUUGUGUUAUUUGGUGUCUCUUUUUGUUGUUUUAUUUUAAAAGAGAGAUACUCGUAACCCCUCUAAAGGUGUUGGCAUUUCCAGCAUCAGGGAGGGAAAAAAAGGAGUAUGCGGGCAAAACAGGACAGACAAAUUACAACAAAAAUGGAAUGUUGCUUUGACUCUUUUGCUAUAUAUAUAUUUAAAAAAAAUCUGCACUAUCUGGAUAUGAAUGAAAACUUCUGUGGUGUAACUUUUAAUGUCCUUUUGUGUGUUUUAACCAAGCUUGUCUUCCUGCCGUCACAGAAUAUAACAGUACUCUAGCAUCUCAACUGUACUCAUUAGACGUAAUUUAAUGUGGUUUGACCAAUCGGACAUUAUGAGAGCAAAUUGACAUACAGAAUGCACAUUUACCCAUUUUAUUGCACUCAGAAUGAAAACUAGCCUCUACUAUUGUUAUUCCUACUAACAAAACUCAGCAUGAUGUAAUAUUCAUUAUGCACCUUGAACAAAGUAUUUUUUACACUCCAAGAAAAUUACUACACAAUAGAUUGUAUAUCCAAUAAUUUAUCAAAGGAGCUUAACUUUUUUUUUUUUUCUAUUUCGUCCUCCUCUGUCAUUACUUGGCCGAUCUAUAUCCAGAGAGGGUGCACAAGCUUUACAGUCAGCUCAGGCGUGGUGUUGAAAAAAAGCAACCCGUGUAACCACUGACCAUCUAUAUGAAAUUUAAAAUUUUAUUUAAGUUAAGUAUUUAAGCAAACAGUCAAUAUUCUUGUUCAAAGCUAUUGAUUUCUGUUGUUUUCUUUCCAGUGUUUUAACUUGACAGUUUUUUUAUGUAUGUUUGUCUGUAAAAAUUAAAAAUAAUGAAUAAAAGAAAAAAUAUAAUUCCAUUUUGCAAAUAAAACGUACAUGCAUGUAGAUACAUAGAAAAAAUUUAAAUAUACACACAUUGAGGGGAAACUAAUUCAUCUGCUGAUUUUGUAUGUUUUUGCACUGACAAAAUAUUUCUAUCAUUUUAAUGGUGUUUUUUUUUUCUAUUUACAGUGAGAAACGGUAUAAGACAAAAAUAAUUCAGAAAUAUGCAUUUGAAAACGUAAUAAAGUGAUCUUCUUUUUGAGGAGUGACAAUUUGAUCCUCGUGUCAUGGCUGAGAGGGAACGCUCCAACUCUCAACUGUUAUUUGCAUCAACGGUGCCUGUCCACAGAAGCAAUCAGUCAGAUCCCCAAACUCUCCAACAACACCAGGGAGCUGGCCAUUGUUGACACGGACAAGACUGAAGACCUUCACAAGGGCUGGAAAGGGUUGCAAGACAAGACCAUCACUGAGCAACUUGGUGAUACAAUGUCAACAGUUGGUUUGACUAUUCACAAAUAGAAGAAAAAUAAAAUAACUGUUGAUCUUACUCUGUCUUAGGCUCCAUACAAGAGUGGAGUUUCCAUGCUCAUGACAACAGUGAGGAAGCUGGAGCCAUAAUCACCAAGAAAAACUGGUACCAGACUACACUGUGAAGAACUGCAUUCCUCCAGCACCUGUAAAGUCCCCAUGCUCAGUGUAAAGAAAUCACAUGGACGGGCAGGUCUGACUUUUACUUUCGGACUCGGAGAUGAAUCGAAGAAGAACUGAGAGAAAAUUGAACUUAAGUUUCUAUAUUUGAGGAAUCAGUACUGCCCAUGGCCCGAAGAGCACCAACCCUGCCAUCAAAUAUGGAGAAGAAACAUGCUUUAGGAGUGUUUUUUUUUUUUUCUUUUCUCAAAGGGAACAAGUGAACUUUACAACAGCAAGGGGACUUACUUAAGUCAGAACGUCCUUCUCUUCAGCCAGGGCAUUGAUAUUAAUAUGGAUGGAUACGCCCCAAUGACGACGACCUGAAUCACAACCAUAGCAUCUAUGGAGUGAGUACAGGACAAGCACAUUAACGUCAUCUACAAACCCAGGAAAUGUGUUGAGGGAGCUGGAGGAGCAGGCUGUCAAACAUCAUAAAGCUUUCACGGUGUAAUGGAUCUGCAGAGGACAGUGGGAAAAAAUCCCCCCCUGAAGUGUGUGCAAACCUGGUGAGCAGGUCUGCAGACCUACUACUAAAAUUAAAGACUCAUCUUUUUUUGUCACUGGGUAAAUGUACAAAAUCAGCACAGAAUCAUUUCCCCUAACUGUAUGAAUAUACAACUCCAAGUUUUGCAUCUGGGGCAUAAAGGGAGGGAGAGAGGCGGAAUUUUGUGUGUGUGUGUGUUUUUUAGGAGAAGCAGUGAAACUGUGUUCAAAAAUACCUUCGGUAAAUGCAGCAAAGGGACUAACGAGGACAGAAACUCCAUUACAGACUGAUGUGUAGACAGAAUCCUUUGACUACAUCUACCAUCAUGCACCACGGUGAGUCAUACUGCAAAUUCAGCUGUUUGUCAUUGAUCACUGCUCCUGUCAGAAACUGCCAAACACAUCCAGACCAUGAUGCAUCUUGUAACAAGCACUCAUUCAGCUGAUGAUGACACUAACCAUGAUAGCAGUGACACUUUUUGCAAUAUACUCCCAUCUGCCUCGAUGUACUGUAUUUAGCAGCAUGCAGUGUGUGGAACAAAGAAAAAGAGAAAAUGCCAACAGAUACGUUUUUGGCAAACUUAGCCAUUUGUGGGUAAGUUAAUUAACUGUUCAUUUUGUUUUUAUGACAUUUUUUUUAAUCUAUACAAUAACUGUAAAUAAAGAACUCGAUGUCUUUGUUCAUUUAAUACUAUGCAAAAAGUCAUGCUUUUCUGAUUGUUACUCACCCUUAAUUCUAGAGUGUUUUGCUGGAAUGUUUGUGGUCUCAAAUGUUAGUACAGAAAUGUGAUGUAAAUUAUUUUUUAGCCUGAAGAAAAAGUAAAAUUAUGCUGAGAACUACUAUUAUGAUACAGUGUCAUUAGGAGGAUGAUAUAAUGGUGGUGACAACGAUGAUUAUGAACUGUAACUCUUGCUGCUUGACUGUCCUACUUACCAAACUCCUGACAGGAGCACAAGCGGAAAACAUAAAAAAGCAACAAAAGAAAAAUAAAAGAAAAAGGAACUUAAAUAAAUCUUCCGGAGCAGCAUGACCCAGCAUGGUGUGUCCUGGCCCCGUGUGACAUGUUCUUCUCUGAUUAUAAUUUUGUGCUUCUGUUUUUUUACUUUUAAGUGUCCACUUUGAAUGUCCUGCUGAUCUUUUUUAUUGGUAUACUUCAACAAUUAACAACAAUUUUUACUGUUUAACUGUAUCAAAAGCAAUAUAAAUAAUGAUCUCAUCAA
This is a messenger RNA of Oryzias latipes (Japanese medaka), 9774 nucleotides long. RefSeq names its product ATPase plasma membrane Ca2+ transporting 2 (gene atp2b2). Lineage: Eukaryota; Metazoa; Chordata; Actinopteri; Beloniformes; Adrianichthyidae. Gene Ontology annotation, biological process: regulation of cytosolic calcium ion concentration; calcium ion transmembrane transport. Gene Ontology annotation, molecular function: P-type calcium transporter activity; ATP hydrolysis activity; ATP binding. The record is from RefSeq and is a predicted model, not a curated record. Gene Ontology annotation, cellular component: postsynaptic density membrane; plasma membrane; intracellular membrane-bounded organelle.